Molecule: messenger RNA, 2382 nt
Organism: Fusarium vanettenii 77-13-4
Lineage: Eukaryota; Fungi; Ascomycota; Sordariomycetes; Hypocreales; Nectriaceae
Exons: 1
Coding region: 1-2382 (793 amino acids)
Source: RefSeq, a predicted model, not a curated record
AUGCUUCGCCGCAAUAGCUCUCGAAACAAACACCGUCGCCCCCUGAGUCGCAGCAAGUCGACCAGUUCUGUCGUGCGGAACCCCGUCCAUGCCCUCGAAUCAAUCGAUCCUGCUGCUGCCGAGCGAGACGCAGGCAUCGCCGCCUUGCUGUCCUAUCAUCGGGCUCAAGAACGGCCCAGCAGUGAGAUGAGAGCGGCCCCUCGGGACCCUGUGAGCUUUUUCCCCGAUAGCAGCGAUGGUGCUCCAAGUACGGCCAGACAGAGCUUGGAGCGGAGCGGCAGUGUCACCAGCCGGCAGGGCACUGCAACGAGUGUUCAGUUCGCCAGACCGCCUGCAGUUCAGCCGCGAAGAAAUCUCCCCCUCAGGGCGAGCGAAGGCCGAGAUUCUCCUACGAAAGCGACCUCACGGAUCAAUGUGUUUGGCAAUACAAGCACCAGACCCUCGUUGACCAUGUCUUUUCACGCAGACCAGCCAGCCCACUACUCCCUUACACGACGUUAUCUCCAGUCUCUGCAGCCACCCGACGCGUGCUACAGCCCCGAAGAAGAUGCCGCUUCGAUGUCCUUUUCCUUUAGAAGGCUCCGAAAGUCGCGAUCGAUGCUUACGUCUUCCCGGGCAACAACUGAGAACGCUCCCAGCUGCUCCAUGCCUGCAAGGGACCACCUGCCGCCCACUCACUCGCUCUACAAGGCCACAAACAAUGAGAACGAACCUCCGAAAACUGCGACACCCGAUGCAACGGGACUCAGAACCUCGAGACCAGACAGCCGUGUUGAGAACGAUGCUGUCGUGCGACUUGCGAGGGAUUUGUAUCGCGAGCAGAUGAAGGAGCAGGAAAGACUUCAGCCAUCCGCUUCGAUUCGGUCGAGAAACAAACGCAGCGAAGGAUCUACUGGGCUCCGAAAGUCUCUUCGAAAUAGCAGCAACAACAGCACCGUACUGUCCUCUGCAUUCUCUGCCAACGGCACUUCCGUAUCCACGCAAUCUGGGCUUCGAAAGGCAGUCCGAAAGGUUUCAAAGAGCUUGAGAUCAAAGUUCAAGGGGCUAUUCGCCAGAGGAGAGAGUGCUUCUGGAUCAGAGAAGGACGAAGGGGGCCAGGGCACUGAUGGUAACGAUUCGGACGGAGACACCUGCCUUCAUGCCAGCAACGAUGAAGGAACCGGGGAAGCCUCCUUGUUUCGCAUCUCUUCGCAUCUCCCUUCGCUGCAUGAUAUGACCUUGAAUCAGCAGCUCAGAUCCAGAAAAGGGAGUGUUGAGAGCAUCGAAAGCGGCGAGCAACAUGUUUCCGAAGAUAGGUCUCGUGUCACUAGCUGGACAAACUCAGUUACAAGCACGGUCUCCAGCAUGGGGAUGCUUGGCGAGUGGGAGCGGCAACGCCUAUCUGUCAUCAAGGAGAAUGGUGCACACAUCUCUUCUUCCUCUCUGUACUCAACCGGACACAACGGGCAUGGGGCCGGAAGUCAAGAAACCUGGUCUGGUCCCGAAAUCGACAGCGAACGUGUAUACUCGGCCCUCAUGAAGAGGCAUGGAGGAACCAGCACAGGAUCAGAUCAGGAUACACAGUUGGGUGACGCUGAAAGUGUGUACUCAUGUGUGACGGAGGAUGCGAGACCAAGCAUUACCAGACAAGGAACUUCAGACCCUGUCGGAGGAGCUGCAACACGCAUAGUCGGCGGAAUUCCCUCUUGCCGUCUGGUCCCACACCAGCGCGAUGCAUCCACAGCAAGCUCAGUCGAAUGGAAGACAUGGCUUAGUUCCGACGUCUCGAAGCUUGAAGGUCCCUCGACGCCUACAAAAGCCGACACUUACGGGCAGAACACUGGCAUUCUUCCCACGUUGGGUCAUGUCAGAGAGGGAGCUGAAGUUGGAUCCCCACCUGAGAUUCUACUCCCAAAGGACGAUGGACUGGCGAACCGAAGCCCUUUGUCAUGCAUCAAGGGGAAUUCUCAGCCUGUUCAGGACAGACGAUCCCAAUCACGGUCCCCUUGGAAAGACCUCACAGGACACGACGAGAAUCGACAUCCAUCGAUUCCGCCUAGAAGCACAUUGCGGACGGUACCCUCACUCCCAGUCGUUAGCUCAACGAGCGAAAUGAACACGAGCAUCUCGAACGAAGUGCACCGGAUGUGUUCUCUCAACAUUACCGGCCGCCUCAACUCCGCUCCUGAAGAGGCGAUAGCGAAGCGUCGCUCUCGGCCUCGUCUCACCGGCUGGCAGGGCUCCCCCACCAAGUCGAGUCCCGGUAUUGGCCACGAGACGGCGAACAAGCUGCAGCAAGGAAUGGGAAGCAAGAUGAUGGUGGACAUGUUUCUCAGCAACCGACAGAAGGAAGCGAAUGGUGGUGAUGGUGGACUUGAUAGCUCACCAGCUGCAUUCUUGUAA